Molecule: messenger RNA, 5903 nt
Organism: Megalobrama amblycephala (Wuchang bream)
Lineage: Eukaryota; Metazoa; Chordata; Actinopteri; Cypriniformes; Xenocyprididae
Gene: upf1
Product: UPF1 RNA helicase and ATPase
Exons: 24
Coding region: 206-3508 (1100 amino acids)
Biological process (GO): nuclear-transcribed mRNA catabolic process, nonsense-mediated decay
Cellular component (GO): cytoplasm
Molecular function (GO): DNA binding; RNA binding; zinc ion binding
Source: RefSeq, a predicted model, not a curated record
ACCGUGCGUCGCGCUCUCGAGUGGGAGUCGAAUCUUCUCCGGAAUCGUUUGCUUUCAUUUCUUGCACGAGCCCGUCGCGCGCCGUUUCCUUCUCUUCGAACCAAAACAAACGUCGCCCGACGCGCUUCGGUCGGUUAUUUUCCCGCAUCUCUGAGGGAUUAUUCGGUGUUUUCUGUGAAAAGGCGGUCAAUAGAGCCAGAAAAAGAUGAGUGUGGAGGCGUACGGGCCGAGCUCGCAGACGCUCACCUUCCUGGACACGGAGGAAGCGGAGCUGCUCGGGGCCGACACGCAGGGCUCCGAGUUCGAGUUCACCGACUUUACGCUGCCCAGCCAGACCCAAACGCAGGGCCAGACCCAGAGUCAGCUCGACAACCAGGUGAACGGGCCGGAUGGAGUUCUGCCCAACGGAGAGGAUGCAGUGGUGAAGACCAGCCAACUUCUGGCUGAGCUGAACUUUGAGGAGGAUGAGGAAGAUACUUACUACACUAAAGAUCUGCCAGUGCACGCCUGCAGCUACUGUGGCAUCCAUGAUCCAGCAUGUGUGGUCUACUGCAACACCAGCAAGAAAUGGUUUUGCAAUGGCCGGGGGAACACCUCUGGCAGUCAUAUUGUGAACCACUUGGUGAGGGCCAAAUGCAAGGAGGUGACGCUGCAUAAGGACGGACCGCUGGGGGAGACUGUUCUGGAGUGCUAUAACUGCGGCUGCCGUAACGUCUUCCUGCUCGGCUUCAUCCCGGCUAAAGCAGACUCUGUUGUGGUGCUUCUGUGCAGGCAGCCGUGCGCCAGUCAAAGCAGUCUGAAGGACAUUAAUUGGGACAGCUCUCAGUGGCAGCCGCUCAUCCAGGACCGCUGCUUCCUGUCCUGGUUGGUGAAGAUCCCGUCUGAGCAGGAGCAGCUGAGGGCCCGUCAGAUCACGGCCCAGCAGAUUAACAAACUCGAGGAACUCUGGAAGGAAAACCCAACUGCGACCCUGGAAGAUUUGGAGAAACCUGGAGUGGAUGAGGAACCUCAGCACGUUCUGCUGCGCUACGAAGAUGCCUAUCAGUACCAGAACAUUUUUGGGCCGCUGGUCAAACUAGAGGCUGACUACGACAAGAAACUCAAAGAGUCCCAAACUCAAGACAAUAUAACAGUGAGGUGGGAUUUGGGGCUGAAUAAAAAGCGGAUAGCUUAUUUCACUCUGCCCAAGACGGACUCAGGUGACAUGCGACUGAUGCAAGGAGACGAGAUCUGUCUGCGCUAUAAAGGAGACUUGGCUCCGCUAUGGAAAGGAAUCGGACACGUCAUCAAAGUCCCGGACAAUUAUGGAGAUGAAAUUGCCAUCGAGCUGCGCAGCAGUGCAGGUGCACCUGUUGAGGUGCCUCACAACUUCCAGGUAGACUUUGUCUGGAAGUCGACAUCUUUUGACAGAAUGCAGAGCGCCCUGAAGACGUUUGCUGUGGAUGAGACCUCUGUGUCUGGCUACAUCUACCACAAGCUGCUGGGUCAUGAGGUGGAAGAUGUCAUCAUCAAAUGCCAGCUGCCCAAACGCUUCACUGCGCAGGGCCUGCCAGACCUCAACCACUCGCAGGUUUAUGCUGUGAAAACGGUACUGCAGCGACCCCUCAGUCUGAUCCAGGGGCCUCCAGGAACCGGCAAGACUGUCACCUCUGCCACUAUUGUCUACCAUCUGGCCAGACAGGGCAAUGGUCCAGUGCUGGUUUGUGCUCCGAGUAACAUCGCAGUGGACCAGCUAACCGAGAAGAUCCAUCAGACGGGGCUGAAGGUGGUUCGUCUGUGCGCUAAGAGUCGUGAGGCCAUAGAUUCACCUGUGUCUUUCCUGGCUCUCCACAAUCAGAUCCGCAACAUGGACAGCAUGCCAGAGUUGCAGAAACUGCAGCAGCUGAAGGACGAAACUGGCGAGCUGUCAUCGUCUGAUGAGAAACGUUACCGAGCUCUCAAACGAACCGCAGAGAGAGAGCUGCUCAUGAAUGCAGACGUGAUCUGUUGCACAUGUGUGGGUGCGGGUGACCCUCGCCUGGCAAAAAUGCAGUUCCGCUCCAUUCUCAUCGAUGAGAGCACCCAGGCCACGGAGCCCGAGUGCAUGGUGCCAGUGGUGCUCGGGGCCAAACAGCUGAUUCUGGUGGGUGACCACUGUCAGUUGGGUCCUGUGGUCAUGUGCAAGAAGGCAGCUAAAGCAGGUCUGUCUCAGUCUCUGUUUGAGAGGCUGGUGGUCCUGGGUAUCAGACCCAUCCGUCUGCAAGUGCAGUACCGCAUGCACCCGGCGCUCAGCGCUUUCCCUUCAAACAUCUUCUACGAGGGUUCCCUGCAGAACGGGGUCACUGCCGCUGAUCGCAUCAAGAAAGGCUUUGACUUCCAGUGGCCUCAGCCGGAUAAGCCCAUGUUUUUCUAUGUGACCCAGGGCCAGGAGGAGAUUGCAAGCUCUGGCACCUCCUAUCUCAACAGGACUGAGGCUGCUAAUGUGGAGAAGAUCACCACCCGUCUGCUGAAGGCCGGAGCCAAACCUGACCAGAUUGGCAUCAUCACGCCGUACGAGGGCCAGCGCUCUUACCUGGUGCAGUACAUGCAGUUCAGCGGCUCACUGCACACCAAACUCUACCAGGAGGUGGAGAUCGCCAGUGUGGAUGCGUUCCAGGGCAGAGAGAAGGAUUUUAUCAUCCUGUCUUGUGUCAGAGCUAAUGAGCACCAGGGCAUCGGCUUCCUGAACGACCCACGUCGUCUCAAUGUGGCGCUAACCAGAGCCAGAUAUGGCGUGAUCAUUGUGGGCAAUCCUAAGGCUCUGUCCAAGCAGCCUCUGUGGAACCACCUGCUCAACUACUACAAGGAGCAGAAGGUUCUGGUGGAGGGUCCGCUCAAUAACCUGAGAGAGAGUCUCAUGCAGUUCAGCAAACCACGCAAGCUGGUCAACACCAUCAACCCUGGAGCUCGUUUCAUGAGUACUGCCAUGUAUGAUGCGAGAGAGGCCAUGAUUCCUGGAUCCGUGUAUGACCGCAGCAACACUGGACGCCCAUCUAAUAUGUACUUCCAGACCCAUGAUCAGGUUGGCAUGAUCGGGACUGGACCGAACCCGAUGGGCUCCAUGAACAUUCCCAUCCCAUUCAAUCUGGUUAUGCCGCCAAUGCCUCCGCCUGGGUACCUGGGCCAAGUGAACGGACCUGCUGCUGGUCGUGGUGCUCCUAAAGGUAAGACCGGGGGUCGUGGAGGUCGUCAGAGGAACCGUGGCACGGGUAACCAUGGCAGUGGGCAGGCCAACAUGCCGAGCAGCCAGGCCAGUCAGGAUCUGGUGUCUCAGCCCUUCUCUCAGGGUCCUCUGACCCAGGGCUACAUCACCAUGAGCCAGCCUUCACAGAUGAGCCAGCCUGGCCUGUCCCAGCCUGAGCUCUCACAGGACAGCUACCUGGGUGACGAGUUCAAAUCCCAGAUGGAUGUGGCGCUCUCCCAGGAUUCCACCUACCAGGGCGAAAGGGCAUAUCAGCACGGAGGAGUGACUGGACUCUCACAGUACUAGAGUGUUGUUGGAACAGGAGCUAGGCCUGUGCUGAGCUUAGUUCAUCAGCAUUUUAAAUAUGGGUAAAUAUAAAAAAAGAACAAACAUGGAUGCCCGUUUACCACUGUUACAACUGAAGCACCAUGGUGUGAGACAGGAGAGAAUCUAACCAAUCACAGGAGGGAGUAAAGCUGGACAGGACGAAAGAGAACGCAUGAGUGGCGGACUACAUCCACCAUUCGUUGAGGACGGGGAGGAGAGGGGAGACGCAGUGUUAGGAGGAGACGAAACACGAGAUCUUCGAUCUGCAACUCCGCAAAGUGGAGGAGGCUCCUAGAGCGCAGGGGCCCUUCCCGGCCUCCUCUCUCUCUCGCCUGGCUGCCGACGUCAGCCUCAGGCCUUGCCCUGCCAACAGAGACGGAGUAAAGAUGAAGUUCUCUUAAAACUACCUGCAAAAACCACGCUUGCUCUGUCGUCUCCACGAGCUGAGAGAGGGGGUGACGUAUUUAAAGUAAUUAUAAACGCUUUUCAAGCAGCUGAUUUUUGGGAAAAUAGAGUUCCCCUCAAAGUUGAGAUCUGACAUUCAGGUUCUACCACCGAACAUCUCCGAGAGAACGGACGCCCGCGGCGAGUGUUUUGCGUUUAAUUUCGCGUUUUCCGAGCACGCUGGUCUCCGACGAAGGUGCUAGGGCACUCUGAAGGACGAUUCAACUUUGAGGAAAGUUUUCCGCCUGAAGUCCGGGAGGGUAGAGGUGCCGUAACGGAGGGCCCGUCACAUCUUAGCCGCUCUCUGCUAGGUGAUUUGCAAAAGCAAAAAAAGGGGGUAGAAAUGGCUUUCUCUUUUCUUUUAAAAUGUUUUGUCUCUGCAGAGCUGACGCGGAAGGGGCCGACAGAUCUAUCCUUUCUUAUUUUCCUCUUUUAAAAUGUUUUUUUUUUUUUUUUUUUUUUUGUUCAACUAGAAUAAAAGCAGUGAAGUAGAACAGCUCGAUUAGCCUGCUUGAUUUAGAUGUGGCUUCUUAAAUCUCUUACCUUGCUGCAAAAAAGCAAAAAAAAAAAAAAAAAAAAAAAAAAUCAAUCGAAACCACCAGGAUUCUUGCCUUGGUCAGUCAGAAAUGUCAAAAUCAGGUUUCCAAGGGUAAAACUUCAGUGUGUGAAAUCAUCAGUGCUGAAAUCUUUUAGAUUCAUUAUGAGACAAAUGUGUCAAUCACAGUAAACCCCUCCCACUUCUAAUCUGUCCAAUCAGGACGCCGUCAUAUCCCAAACAGCUUUAGUUAAAGGUGUGAAAAUGACCAGUUGCACCUCAAAGAAAGCAGAAGGAGAUCGCCGCACCUAUGCGAAGGACAGACAGGUGAGAUUCUCGCUGUUUUUGUGUCUGACCGUAAGAGGCGCCGUCGCGCUCUCUUGCUUUAUGAUGAUGUCAGUGAGAGCGGCGGUAACGCGCCAAUCAGAGGUGUGCGUGUAUGUAUGUGUUUCCAGACUGCCCUUCCUCAUUAUUAUCAUCAUCAUUAUUAUUAUUAGUUGUGGUAGAUUUGUAGUUUUGCUUUGUUUUUCCCCCUCGUUCUAGUUGCUUUUUCCCCUUCUUAGUAGCUCGUUUUUAUUUGUACGAUCCGACGUGAAGUUCUCGUAACCUCUCUGUGUGGAAAUUGCUCAACUUUAUUUGGUUUCCACGGACCCAUUCGGAGUUUUAUGGCAGCUUUUAACAUCUGUUCCGACCGAUGCCAGUCGCCUCAACUUUGUACUUUUACUUUGGAGUGUUUAUACCUUGCUGUUACUCCGUACAUGCAACACUUUUGACUGUUUAAUAUUACUGAAGUACCACCACUUGCAUUUUAUAGCAUCGAGCACAGAUUCAUUUUAAGUUCACAUCUGCACUGUUUUGUUUUGUUUUGCUUUGCUUUUUUUCUUUGCCCACAAGACAAUCAUGAUCCAUUCAUAACCAACGUUGCAAAAAUGUUGUAACAGAGACGUUUUGACGUUCAGUGACUGAUAUUCCGUCUUUUCCAUGUUAACCUCUCUUUUUAGAAUUAGCUCAUUCUAUAAAAAUUCCUUAAGUUUUUUUGUUUUCACUUUUCAUACUUCCACUGUAAAUAUCAGUGCUCAGAUUUGAUAUAACAUCAGCCAAAUUGUUGCCAAUGACAAUGAGACAUUAACAUUCAGGCCAAGGUGAUAUAUUCCAGUUAUGACAGAGUAUGAUGAAAAGAUUAGAUGCUGAGUUCACCCUUAAGUGUGAGUUUCUGCUGCGAAAGUUGCAUUUAGAUAUCAAAUGUACAAUAAAUUAACUUGCAUUGAAGAGGAACAUUGGGAAAAUAUCAGGAUAUUAAAUAUAUUUCAGGAUUUUGUUUUGUGAAAAGUUUUCACACCCACGGUAUGUACUUCUUGUAACUUUACAAAUAAAUGUUGCUUUCUUUCACCCAAA